Dromaius novaehollandiae (emu) is the source of this 6897-nucleotide messenger RNA. It is a transcript of the gene RFC3, whose product is annotated as replication factor C subunit 3. Bases 107 to 1177 code for a protein of 356 amino acids. Gene Ontology annotation, cellular component: DNA replication factor C complex; nucleus. Lineage: Eukaryota; Metazoa; Chordata; Aves; Casuariiformes; Dromaiidae. Gene Ontology annotation, biological process: DNA repair; DNA-templated DNA replication. Gene Ontology annotation, molecular function: DNA binding; ATP hydrolysis activity; DNA clamp loader activity. The record is from RefSeq and is a predicted model, not a curated record. The transcript is spliced from 9 exons.
GUUUGUCCCUAGGCCGCCGCCGUAGGAGCCGCGGGCCGCCGGCGGGAAGGGCCGGGUCCUGCGCGCGCGCCGGGGCUGCGGCGGCGGCGCGCGCUUUUCAACCGCCAUGAGCCUGUGGGCGGACAAGUACCGGCCCGGCUCCCUGGGCCGGCUGGACUACCACCGCGAGCAGGCGGCCCAGCUCCGCAGCCUGGUUCAGUGUGGUGACUUCCCUCAUCUGCUGGUGUAUGGACCAUCAGGAGCUGGAAAAAAGACCAGAAUAAUGUGUUUGCUAAGGGAAUUGUAUGGUGCAGGUGUGGAAAAACUGAGGAUUGAACAUCAGAGUAUAACGGCACCUUCCAAAAAGAAAAUUGAAAUUAGCACUAUUGCAAGUAACUAUCACCUUGAAGUAAACCCUAGUGAUGCUGGAAACAAUGACCGCGUAGUAAUCCAGGAGCUCUUGAAGACAGUAGCACAAUCUCAACAGCUUGAGACAAGUACUCAGAGAGAUUUUAAAGUGGUGCUGUUAACAGAGGUUGACAAACUUACUAAAGAUGCUCAGCAUGCUUUGCGAAGAACAAUGGAAAAGUACAUGGCCACCUGCAGGUUGAUCCUGUGCUGCAACUCCAUGUCAAAAAUUAUUGCACCUAUCCAAAGCAGAUGCCUGGCCAUCCGAGUGCCUGCUCCCAGCACGGAAGAUAUCUGUCAUGUGCUGUCCAGUGUAUGCAAGAAGGAAGGCCUGACUCUCCCUCAGGAACUGGCUCAGAGGCUUGCAGAGAAAUCUGGCAGGAAUCUUCGGAAAGCACUGCUUAUGUGCGAGUCCUGCAGAGUACAGCAGUAUCCUUUCACUCCUGAUCAAGAUAUUCCGGAGAUGGACUGGGAGGUAUAUUUGAGAGAAACUGCAAAUGCCAUUGUCAGUCAACAGACACCACAGAGGCUUUUAGAGGUUCGCGGACGGCUUUAUGAACUCCUAACACACUGCAUUCCUCCUGAGAUCAUAAUGAAGGGCCUCCUGUCAGAACUUCUAAAUAAUUGUGAUGGACAGUUGAAAGGAGAAGUUACACACAUGGCAGCCUUCUAUGAACACCGUCUGCAAUUGGGCAGCAAAGCCAUUUAUCAUUUGGAAGCAUUUGUGGCAAAGUUUAUGGCAAUUUACAAGAAGUUUAUGGAGGAUGGGCUAGAAGACAUGAUGUUCUAACACUGAUUCCCAGAGUUGUUUAUAGUAAGCUGUGGCAUGAUGCUGAUGAUUUUGCUAACAACAUGGCCUACUUGUCUGUGAUUGAUGCAUGUAGGCCUUGUUCAAAGUCAAAUAUUUUAUCUUGCUAUUAGUGUAAAGCACAAUGAACAGUGUUUGCUCAGCUUUAGAAACUAGAUGAAUUGUUUUUAAAGGCAGCAAUUUAAUCUUUAGAUCUGAGGAAAAUGUGUUAGCCUUUCCGUGCUAGCCUUUUGGAAAGACAAGAAGUUGCUUUGGAAGAUACAAGAUCAUAGUCUGUUUGCAGUAUUUCUUAGCUGAUGUUAAGAAAGAACAUAAAUGUUGUGUGCUCGCUUUUUGAUUGCUCAAGGGUAAGGCUGUAAGACGAAGAUGGUUUUCCCAUGUUGUGGUAACUUCCAGUGUGAGCGUUUGUGGUCUGCCUACUUAUGUAUACAUUUCCUUGUUUGUCUGAAGGUGUGUGUGUGCGUGUGUGUGCUUGCGUGCAACAAUGUAUCCUUGCAGAGUGCUGACACCAAAUUUUUUUUUAAUCUUGUUUGCAAGCAGUUGCAUUGAAAUCGUGGAUGAGUAAUACUUUUGUAUUACUUAUAAGUCAGUUUGACAUUAUAGAAUUUUUUUUGUUUAGAAGGAAUAUGCCUAUACAAAGCAAGACAACUUGCCAGCUGAUGCUUCCAUGUUCACCUCAAUAUACAUAGUGCUGUUCAUGUAAAGACUUUUCUCUUUGACUUUUGAUUCUAACCUUACUGUGUUUAAAUUUUUAAUAUCUCUUUUACACUUCAUUUUUAAGAGGUGAAGAGUGCUUGUUAAGGGUAGCAGAAUAAAUUAUAAGAAAGUAGGAACAAAAAUGAAGCACUGAAUUAGUGUUACACCCUUAAGGGAAUGAAAGGAAUAGUGUAUUUGUUUACUUUAAUGUAGACUGGCUUUCAGAAAGGUGGGACAUACUUACCCCUAGUGUAAAUCUUCAAAGAGCCAUUGAAGUAAAGUACCUACACCAAUUUAGGCUGAAUGUCUUCUGCAUGUUGUGCCUAUGUACUAUGUUACCCUAGAAAAGAUCCAAAUCAAUGCCAUUUGUCACUUUCACUGUGCUAGUUCAGACUGUAUAUAGUCUUUUUGAAUUGAAUACUGUUUCCCCCCCCCCCCCCCUUUUUUUUUUUUCAAGCAGGAGUGAGUCUGAGUAUUUGGGGAUUUUGAAUCAGAGUUAGUUUAUACAAAAUGGUAUUUGUGAUCUAGGGGCUUUUCUUCAGUAAUUGAUAUGGAAAGAAUCUCACUCCUUAGUAAUAACUCUUGUCAUCCUUCUAUAACUUUCAAAAGGCAGUAUGAAUCCUUCUCAAAGAGCUAGUGUCAUUCCCAUUUUCUUGGAAUUUUACCAUCUGCAGGUUGUUAAUACACAGCUUGCCUUCAGAUUCAUUCUCAAAGACAGACAGCACUGGCCUACUUCGUGUUCAAACUAAUUAGUAAGUAGCCAUUCUCAUAUCCUCUCCCUGACCUUCUUUAUUUCAGCCAGUCUCCUUGAAACUGAAGAAGUCUAGAAGAUGAACUCUCUCUCCAGUCUUUCCUUCCCUCUCAAAUCCACAGAACUGGUAGUCUGUGAGAGUGCAAGUGUCUUGUUGACUGUCAGUGAUCUUGGGGGAAAAAAAAACAUUAUUUUAUCAGUAGAGUCAGUUCUGAAAUAGAUUAACUUAGCAGAGUCAAUACAGUGGGAAUGAAUGCUUAAAUUCUUGUCCAUUACAAGAGAUAGCACAAGAAUGGAGAAGGGGAGUGUAAGUACCAUUUGCCUAGUGUUGUGGUAGCCCGCUCUAUCUACUUGUGUUCAAAAGCCAAACAAAAUAUUUCACCUUUUGCUUAUUAUAAGUAGGGAAUGUGAUGAUGAUGGUAGGUGACACCAUUUAAGUCUUUGCCCGUUAUUUCUUUUAAUCAGCUAUCCCUGGAAUGGGUGCUAGGGAGAGGAUAUGAAAGGCAUCCUGGGCUACUGGAAAGCUUCACAAAAACUGCCUCCAUGUCUCUCUGGCCUGCUCUCCAAGAGUUAUAGCACCUUUAUGCUUUCCAUCACUUCUCUAUCUUGUUUCAAAGUUCUAUCACUCAUGGUUUAACACCAUGCUCUGUUGAACCAUUAUCAUUCUCAUAGCUGAAGCAUCUGAGUUCAGUGGAUGGUGAAGCAUUAUUUUUCUCUGUAGGAAUUUCUGUAGGAGAGAGCAUGUGUGUAGGGAUUUAUAAAAUGCAAUUCAGCUAUGCAGGGACAGUAUUGAUGUGGAGGAUGGAGAGGCAGGAACAAGGUCGUAAGCUUGUCAGUUGGAGGGGAUUACUGUUGCAAAAGAUCUCAGCUGCUUUGUCUAGGAGACUAAACACCCAACACAAAUCUCUUUGUGGGGGUGUUUUUGCUGCCUCUUUUUGAACUGUUUCAUUUUUAUUGUGUCUUCCUCAGGUGAAUCAAGAUCAACCGAGGAUGGAAAAAAAGGGUAAUGAUCAGGCAUCAUGGAUAGAUGAAAUGACUGUCACUGUUUGAGAAAGCUAUCAUUUCCUUCUGUUAAUGAUAUUAUCCUGCUCCUGCCUCUUCAUCUUUCCACAGUGUGAAACACACAAACUUAAAUCCUCAGGGACAGUAUCUCAUAAGUGUCUGCACACACUUCCCUCUCCCUAUGGUAACUCUUAAGGGAAGGAUUGCCUUAGUAUCCAUCAUGAGCAUUAACUGUUGUACUUCUGGGGAAUGCCUCCUUAGAGGCUAGCCUUCUUAGAUGCUGCUUUCGCUUUUGGCCAGCUCUGUGCAAGUACCACUUGCUUUAGCAAUGUGGAGCAGAAUGGAGUGCCUGGGCCAUGCUGGAGGAAGCAGUGAUUGGGUCCACUCCAUUCCUCAUGUUGUGUAUUGAGAGAUUGGUGUGACAGAUAUGAUGAGCAGGUGGCUGUAAUAGCACAGGGCAGGAUAGCUUUGAAUUUGACUGAAUUCGGUCUUACUCAGAAUUAAGUAGUUGUGAAAAGUAGAAACAGAUGUCUAGGGCGAUUGCUAUUUAUGUGGGAAAGGCCCUGGAGGCAUUUAGAGCACAGGCACUUGAGCAAAGAUGGCUCUUAGGUCUGAAAAGCAUCAGUGAGAAGGGGCUAGAAGCUGUGCUACAGGCUGUAAAGGAAUGCAACAAGUUGGGCUGGAUAGGAAAUUGGUGUAAGAGUAGAUUGGUUAUAUUGUUUCCCUUAAGGGACAAAGGCACUACAACCAAGUGCCUGGAGGUUUGGGGCAGGCUAGAGGGCAAUAAUGUCAGGGAGGAGGAGGUCUCAAGUUUACUAAGCCAGUGCAACUCUGUAAAGAUUGAGAAUCACUGGCCUGUCAUUCCAUCUCUGAUCAAGGUUGUGAGUUCCUUCAGUGCAGCUUCCCAAAUGUCACACCACUCUUCACACUUCAAAAAAUGGCCACUGCUGGCUAAUUUUCAGCCAUAUCAAGCUCCUGAUUUGUUCCUCUUUCCAAGGAACUCUAACUAUAUCCCCCACUUUCCUGUCCCUGGUAGUUUUGAAACAAUGAGUUGUGUCCCUCCAAAAAGUGGGUAAUUAUUAAGGAUGAGAUGGGGCAGAAAUCUUUUUUUUUUUUUUUGACUGUUUUCCCCUUUGAGGCUAAAUAACAGCACCAUAUAAGCCUUUUACCAUAAAAGCAGAACCUUAGCCUGGUAAGUAAUGGCCUCUUGGGAUGGGCACAGGCUGCCUGCACAGCUUGUGUGUGUGCCACAUCCCAGCCACAAUGGGUGUGCUGGACCUAUGCUGAACAGUGCCUGCCUGCUCUUUUUCUCAGAUCAAGUGGGAGAGGCAGUGCAAAUAUACUUUUAAAGACUAAAUAGCACAGGACCAACUUCUUGAUGAUUGCUUCUUAGCUGAUUUCAUCUUUUGAGACCUGGUUAGAGUUGCUUCUGAAUUGCAUGCUGAGAGGAUUACCCUUGCUUUUAUCCAGCAUCACCUCCUGCUAGAUCAAAAUGAAAACUUCAAGUUACUUCCACCCGGGUGGGGCUUAAGCACUGAGCAAGUCUAACAGGUUACAGAGGAAUCAGUUUUGUGCUAGUAUUGAAAGCCAGAGGUGAAACGGAUUUAAAAAAAAAAAUAAUCAAGAAACUAAAACCAGCAACUACUCUAUUUAAACCUUCUCCUGUUCUGCAAAAAACAGCUGUGCAAAGGGUGAAAGAUGAAUUCAGACCUCUUUAUUCCCUGUUUCUGAAGUCUGUUAACUCCUGUGAGAAAUAUUAAAUAUUUUUAAAAUCAGUCUUCUCAGGCAUGUGAGGUAAAGUAAAUAGUGCUACUCAGAGCAUUAAUCAUAAUAAGAAUACGAUCUGAGUGGAAGAUUUAAAGGUAUCUUAUUUAAUAAGUUAAUAGGAGCAAAGCUGACAUGAGAAAUGUCCUCUUCCCUACCAAAAAGGCACCCUGAUUAUUGCAGGUUAGAAGGUAAGGUAGAUAAGAGUUCAUUAUCACAAAUUUUCCUUCUAGUGCAGGAAAUUCAAGAUUUUUACAGUUCAUUGAUAUAAAAUAAUAGGAGUAAUUUGUCUUGUUGGAAAGAGCUCUGGUAUGCCUGAGCACUCUUUAAUCCUUCUUGCUUAAGCAUUUUUUGCCUGCACUAACAAUUAGUGCUGCAUGAAUUUACUGCAUUGGAUUUCAAUCAGUGACCCAUAACAGAAACCCCAAAGUUAUAGUCUGCUAAAUAAAAGUUGCCUUAAGAUGACAGUGAAAUGUGCUUCUAGUUCUUGAAAGUCUGUUUCUCUUGAUCUUUAUUUUUAACAUGGAGGGAAGGAAUGUAAAUAUGUUAGUAUGCAAAAUAAAUUAACCUUUAUUGUUGAAUGUGGCCUGCAGGAUAAUCAUUAGUAUAUCAUGCAUGUUGCAUGUCAAGAAUUAGUUAUUUCAUCACAACUUCAUUAGCUGUAACCUCAAAAUGACCAGGAUUAAAGAGUUUGCCAUUAACUUCAAUAGGUCGAGUAAUUUUUUUCUUCCCCCUCAUGAAAAUUGAAAUUGCUCUUUUCAACUUAACUAGGACAUCUUGGUGGGGGGUUUUUGGUUUUUAUUUUUUUGUUUUUUUUAAGUAUUUGGAUGCUUUGCUUGUCUGAAAUAUGUAUGAGCAGUUAAACAUUCCUUUAAAUGGAUUUUCUUCUGCAUUCGUGUACAGUGUUCUGGAAGAGAUUGCAGACUCUGUUUCAGUAGUCUUGAGUAAAUAACAUCCUAGUUAUUUGAGUGUUAGGUAAUAUUUCAGUGGGGAUGGAUAUGGUGUCUCUUAUGUGAGUGAGACAUAAGAUGAAGCAAGCAGAAGUGCCUGAAGUGUCUGUCUAUCACUUUUGUUGUCCAAAUCAAACUGACACUGCUGAACCAUGUGUUUCUCUUAGCAGACGUGCUGGGGCACCCAUAAGCCCCCAUGUCCUGACAACGUCUUGGUGCUGAUCUUUAGCACGGUCCUGAGUGAUAAAUAGAUGUCAGUCUAUUUUACCAUCGGGCAUGUCUUAGGAACAAGAUGCUGGGUAAUUUUAUCUAAAAUACAUGGCAACAGCUACUGUUGCUGUCCUCUGCCUCCCCACAGUAACACAGUGCUGGCAGCAUCCUCUCAGUUGUACUCAAAUGAGCAAUUAAAAUCACUGUUGGUCCAGUAGCACUAUGUGUGGGUGGCUCAGCAAGAGAAGUGUGACUGCAUCUCAAAAUGUCUGGUUUACUGUGUCAAGAGAAACCUCUGCCUUUGAUACAAUAAAGUACUUCAGCAGGAA